Messenger RNA from Alternaria alternata, 1711 nucleotides. RefSeq lists its product as hypothetical. Lineage: Eukaryota; Fungi; Ascomycota; Dothideomycetes; Pleosporales; Pleosporaceae. The transcript has 2 exons. The record is from RefSeq and is a predicted model, not a curated record. Bases 1 to 1617 code for a protein of 538 amino acids.
AUGCGUCAGCCUCGGAGUUUCCCCGCAAAAUCACUAUCAAGGUUACGUCUGACAGGCGAUAGAGACGGAACCUUCCAUCAUAAGUAUCAGUUAUCCGACAGAGGGAACCAUAGUUGGAAUUAUAGUCCAACUCAUCGCUACCACUGGAGAAAUCGGAUACAUAUCACGAUGCCGGCGUUUUCACUUUCACCAAAUUCACCGAAACCUGACUUUGACAACUAUCGCCAAAAGCCACUUCCAGAGGACUUAGAAGAGCAAGACACGUUCCUCCAAAAGAAUGUUUCAGGGUCGCUUUGGUCAAAGCCCCGUCGAGGCAUUGCGUACGCGAACCUAGUGGCUGUGGCCCUCUUCCUUUUCACAAUUGUUGUCGGAUCGCUCGCAUGGCUAGGCGUAUCUGCGACACAGCAAACCGACGAAGCACCGAAACCAUCAAAGGCAUACACCGAUUGCGGUAGUAACUACUCAACAGCAAUCGCAGCCGGAUGUAUAUACGAUAUUGUUGCUCCCCAAUGGACGCCACCAGAGUGCUACAAUGCAGCCCUAUCUGAAGAAUAUGCUGCGAAGAUCCCAAAACCGAUGUUCUUCCGUUGGGAAAAUCUCACAGAGCCGAUACCAGAAGACCCCGUGGAGAUCUCAAAGCAUGAUACAGUCUGGACUUUCGACAAAUAUCAUACGAUACAUUGUGUAUACAUCCUUGAGCUUGCAGCAUUAGCUGCGUCGAUGGCUUCUUCUGGCAACCAGGAUGUUUUCUUGAAUCACGUUGCAGCGAAUUCCAAACAUACGAGGCAUUGCGACUUUCCUAGCGACACGCAGUCUAGUUCGCCAGCACAGUUCAUCCUCUCCAACCUAUACGAUCGGGCCAAAAUCAAAGGCCAGUUAUCGGAAUUCGAUCGAAUCAAGAAGGCAAUCGAGAUGAUGGGAGCCUUCUUGACGAAGUCUUCACGGCACGACAGUGGAAAAGAAUAUGUUCCCAUACCCAACCCUGAGUCUGGCACCCCAGAGAACCAUCACAGCAGAGAAAGACGCGGGCGUCUACCGAAAGGUGUCGUUAUGGUGUCUCUUGCCGCUGUUCUGGUGCUGCUGAUUCCAGUCACCUACUUCCUCUUCGCCGCAAGUACACGGAGUGGCGCAUUCAAUCACACCAGCCUACCCAUCCAGCAUGACGACAAAGGCACAUUCAUAGCCUGCCCAGAAGACCCUUCGUCGGCGCGGAAAUCAGGCUGUUCUUUCGACCUUCUUGCCAACGGUUGGAUUCCAGACCCUUGCUUUGACGCAACUAUGCACCACGACUUCGUGGAUGGCAAGGACUACGGUUUCUUCGAGGAUCGAAAUGGCGAGCACCGGGUACAUCAAAACACAGUCAUGGAAGGAGAUAACAGCAGGUACCCAGAUGGGCUCUGGGUGACCUUUGAAGAACACCACACACAUUGUCGUUACUUGGUCAACGGAUCUAUCAGAGCCGUCUCACGACCUCAUGGAGCUUUCCUCGACGUGUAUCUGGAUAGGGAUCAUAUGAUGCAUUGUUAUGGUGUUCUCGGAGAACAUCGCGAUUCUGACCAUAUCGAGACAUAUGUCAAGGCUUUCUUCGAAUCGCGUAAAUGUUACGUUCGUGAUUGAGCCCCAUCAGGCUCCCGAACUGUUUGCUGUUAGUGGGGUAGCAAUCUUCAGCUUAGGAACAAUUGCAAGACACAGUGUAGAAACUUCAAAACAG